AUGGAUCGCUUGGGCGCGCUGCUGUGCCCCGUCAAGCCGGAUGGGAACUGGUCGGCUCCCGCAGAGUUGCCCCAGUUGCCCAAGCUGGAGGACUCCAAGGAAUGCUCAUCGAGCUUGUCCGAGGCGUCCACGUGGACCACCGAGGACUCCGAGGUGUCUGGGGCUUCGAAGCAAGAAUUGCGAAGGUGCGCUCAGCAACGCCAGCUGAACAGCUUCUUGCAGUUGCACGAGUUCCAAGCGGUGAACAGGCCGAGAUCCUGCGGGACACUUUUCGGCGAGAGCAAGAUUUACCCGAUCCAUGUGGCCGCGCAGAGCGGAAACUACCAGCUGGUAAGGAUUUUACUGGCAUCAGGCGCUGACCCAGAAUGCAAGACCUCCAAGGGCCGCAAGGCGCUGGACGUUGCCCGUGCAGCAAACCGAGAUGGCUCGCACGAGCCGGUGCUUUACUUGCUCACCGGUCAAGUCAAGAUCGGCACAGCUCGAGAGCUGCGCAGCGAGAGCAGUGAGAGCUUUUAA
Messenger RNA from Effrenium voratum, 516 nucleotides. The record is from the annotation of a GenBank genome assembly. NCBI's taxonomy places the organism in Eukaryota, Dinophyceae, Suessiales, Symbiodiniaceae.